AUGACGGUUGUGCAAAGCAACGGUGUUCACAAGGCGUUGCCUUCGGCAUUGCCUCUGGUACAAAAGUCUACAAAGGAUCAUGACCUUGUCUUGAAAACAUUCCGACUGCUUAUUGCGGACCUCUGUCAGCAGUUUGGGGGUGGCCAUCCUGGUGGUGCGAUUGGCAUGGCCGCCAUUGGUGUCGCUCUUUGGAAAUACGUUAUGCGCUACGCCCCACAUACCCCGGAUUUCUUCAAUCGCGAUCGCUUCGUUCUGUCUAAUGGACACACAUGUCUCUUCCAAUACUCCUUCUUGCACCUGACUGGAUACAAAGCCAUGACUUUUGACCAACUAAAGUCCUACCACUCAGAUCGGGUUGACGCGUUCUGUCCGGGACACCCUGAGAUUGAACAUGAGGGAAUCGAGGUCACGACCGGACCCUUGGGACAGGGAAUCGCAAAUGCAGUCGGUCUUGCCAUGGCAACAAAGAAUCUCGCAACAACUUACAAUCGUCCUGGCUACGAUGUUGUCUCUAACCACACAUGGUGCAUGAUUGGUGACGCCUGCUUACAAGAGGGUGUUGCGCUUGAAUCAAUUUCGCUGGCUGGUCACUUUCGCUUGAAUAAUCUUACAGUGGUCUACGACAAUAACCAGAUCACCUGUGAUGGAUCUGUCGACCUCACUAAUACCGAGAACAUCAAUGACAAGAUGCGCGCUAGUGGCUGGGAUGUGAUUGAUGUUGAGAAUGGCUGUUACGAUGUCGAGGGAAUUGUACGUGCUUUGGAGCAGGCUCGCGACUCUCAAGAGAAACCCACCUUUAUCAAUGUCAAGACAGUCAUUGGUCUUGAUAGUCACGUCGCUGGUACCGCUACUGCUCACGGUGCUGCCUUCGGUGUCAACAGCGUGGCCGAUAUUAAGAAGCUCUAUGGAUUCAACCCGGAGCAGCACUUUGCGAUUGGCGACGAGGUCCGUCAGUUCUUUCAGGAAUUACCAGCUCGUGGUGAGCAAUGGGUUCAAGAAUGGAAGCAAUUGGUCAACGACUACACUACCCAACACCCAGAAAUUGCCGCCGAGUUUCAAGCCCGUGUUCGUGGUGAGCUACCAGCAAACUGGCAAGAUCAUAUCCCCAGUAGCUUUCCUGAGAAGCCAACCGCCUCUCGUGCCUCAUCUGGACUUGUCUUCAACCCCAUCGCAAAGGAGGUCAAAUCAUUCAUGGUCGGAACCGCUGAUUUGUCUCCAUCUGUGAACAUGAUUUGGCCCGGGAAGACCGACUUCCAGCAUCCCGAUCUACGUACUACCUGUGGGAUCAACGGAAACUACUCCGGUCGCUACAUCCACUGGGGCAUCCGCGAGCACGCAAUGUGUGCUAUCUCCAACGGCCUCGCCGCAUACUCUCCAAACACCAUCAUCCCCGUUACCUCUUCCUUCUUCAUGUUCUACCUGUAUGCCGCCCCCGCAGUUCGAAUGGGAGCUCUUCAGCACCUCCAGGGUAUCCACGUAGCAACACACGACUCCAUAGGCAUGGGCGAGGACGGUCCCACCCACCAGCCAAUCGAACUUGCGGCUCUAUACCGCGCCAUGCCCAACAUUCUCUACAUCCGCCCCGGUGACAGCGAAGAGGUGGCCGGCGCCUGGAUUGCAGCCAUUAACGCAAAGAAAACACCAACCAUCAUCUCUACGUCUCGUCAUGCCCUGCCCCAGCUCUCGCAGACCCGCCGCGAAUCUGUCGCACGUGGCGCCUAUGUUCUUGAAGAAGACGAGUCGGCGACUUUGACCCUGAUCGGCGUUGGAGCUGAGCUCUCCUUCGCAUUGGGGGUUGCUUCGCAGCUGAAAGCCCAGAAGGGAAUCAAUGCUCGUGUGGUCAGUUUCCCUUGCCAACGCCUCUUUGAGCAGCAGUCUCUUCAGUAUAAGCGUGAUACCCUCCGUCGUCACCGUGGCAUUCCUGCUGUUGUGAUUGAGCCCUAUGCGCCCAAUGGAUGGGAGCGCUACGCUAAUGCGGGUAUUAAUCUCAAGCGCUUUGGUCACAGCUUGCCUGGAAAGGCGGCGUACAAGUUCUUUGGCUACGAGAUUGAUACUUUGACCUCUAAGGUCGCGGGAUACCUUGAUCAGCUUAAGGGAGAUGAGUAUCUCCAGAGCGAGUUUGUUGAGCUAUAA
Messenger RNA from Penicillium angulare, 2133 nucleotides. RefSeq lists its product as uncharacterized. The transcript has 4 exons. Gene Ontology annotation, biological process: pentose-phosphate shunt. The record is from RefSeq and is a predicted model, not a curated record. Lineage: Eukaryota; Fungi; Ascomycota; Eurotiomycetes; Eurotiales; Aspergillaceae. Gene Ontology annotation, cellular component: cytosol. Bases 1 to 2133 code for a protein of 710 amino acids. Gene Ontology annotation, molecular function: transketolase activity.